GAAGCUUUGGUGCUUGGCGACUAGGGCGACUCUCGGGUUUGCGGAAGGCCAGGCGUCCUGGAGCGGCUUGGCGAGGCGUCCGAGCCGGCCCUCAGCCUCCGCGCUCUCGGUCUAGGGGUCGCUGCGGCUGGACUCGGUCAGCGCCACGCUUGACGCGGAGGAUUCCGGGAAGCCCUCCCGGCUUGGCGCUCCGGGACUAUCUCCUACCUCCUCGGAGUUCUAGCCGUCCUCCGAGCCUUGCCCCGGCCUCACCGCCUAGGAAGCCAAGCAACACUGAAGACACCUGCUGACUCUCCACAGGUUGCCUGUCCAUUUCUUGGCCCCCAGCAGCACUGGAUUUCUUCCCCUUCCUCUAAGAGAAAGGCCAUGUCGCCUCCUGGAAAAGCUCCCCGGAAAGAGAACCUGGGGCUGCAGUGUGAGUGGGGGUCCUGCUCCUUUGUGUGUUCAGCCAUGGAGGAGUUCUUCGAGCAUGUCACUCAGCACCUGCAGCAGCACGUGCGUGGCGCUGAGGAAGAGGAGGACCCACUGGAGGAAGAAUUCUCCUGUUUGUGGCAGGAGUGUGGCUUUUGCCCUCUGGACAGUUCUGUUGACCUCAUCCGCCAUGUCUACUUCCACUGCUACCACACUAAGCUGAAACAGUGGGGGCUGCAAGCCUUGCAAAGCCAAGCUGAUCUCAGUCCCUGCAUCCUGGACUUCCAGAGCCGGAACGUCAUUCCUGACAUCCCUGACCAUUUCCUGUGUCUAUGGGAACAUUGCGAGAGUACCUUCGACAAUCCUGAGUGGUUCUAUCGGCACGUGGAUGCGCAUAGCCUGUGCUGUGAAUACCAAGCAGUCAGCAAGGACAACCAUGUGGUGCUGUGUGGCUGGAAAGGCUGUACCUGUACUUUCAAGGACCGGUGUAAGCUUCGAGAACACCUCCGCAGCCACACCCAGGAGAAGGUAGUGGCCUGUCCCACUUGUGGGGGCAUGUUUGCCAACAACACCAAGUUCUUAGAUCACAUCCGUCGCCAGACCGCACUGGAUCAGCAGCGUUUCCAGUGCUCUCACUGUUCUAAGAGGUUUGCCACGGAGAGGCUGUUGCGUGACCACAUGCGGAAUCAUGUGAAUCACUAUAAAUGCCCUUUGUGUGACAUGACCUGCCCACUGCCUUCCUCCCUGCGGAAUCACAUUCGCUUUCGACACAGUGAUGACCGGCCCUUUAAAUGUGACUGUUGUGAUUACAGUUGCAAGAAUCUGAUUGACCUCCGGAAGCACCUGGACACCCACAGCAAGGAGUCCGCCUACAGGUGUGACUUUGAGAACUGCAGCUUCAGUGCCCGGUCUCUCAGCUCUAUCAAGUCCCAUCACCGCAAAGUGCAUGAGGGAGACUCAGAGCCAAGGUACAAAUGUCAUGUCUGUGAUAAAUGCUUCACACGUGGCAACAACCUCACGGUGCACCUUCGCAAGAAGCACCAGUUCAAGUGGCCAUCAGGACACCCUCGUUUUCGGUACAAGGAGCACGAAGAUGGCUACAUGCGGCUGCAGCUGGUUCGCUAUGAGAGUGUGGAGCUGACUCAGCAGCUGCUGCAGCAGCUACACGAAGGAUCAGAUCCAGGAGUGGCACUGAAUGAAAGCAGCCUGCAGGGCAUUGUUCUAGAAACAGUGCUGGGGGGGCCAGGACCUAAGGAGGAGGUGAAAGAGGAAGAGGGAACAGCCAUCUCGGCUUCUCAGGACAACCCCAGUUCUGCCAUCCAUAUGGUCAACCAGUCAGUCAGCCAAGGCCAGCGAGAAAUGGUCUACUGUGUGCUAUCUGAAGCCCCAGGAGAGCCCCCGCCAGUCUCUGGACUAUCCUCGAGGGAGAUGGAGAAGCUUCAAGGAAUGCCCAAGAAGCCAGGGGUCCAGAUGGUAUGAGGCUGCAGAGCCUGACCACACCUCCAGAUCUUGGAGUUUGAGCCAGGCAGGUAGCUGCGCCCCUGGUUGGCAGACUUUGUUUUUGGAUGCCUUUAGAAGUGGUGCUGAGAACUGUAUGUUCCUCUGUACUCAGGUGGUAUCAGUCUAUAGACUCUGAGUACCCCUCCCCCAUGCUGUUCUUUGUGGGGAACCUGAGAAGUUGGAUUCGUUGAAGAAAUCCUACAUGUAUGUUCUCAUUAGAGGAGCUGUUAUCAGGUUUAAGUAUACUCCCUUGGCAUGCUAGACACAGUAAAUGUUUAGUCUACAUCCAUUCCUGUUUUUAGGGGUCCAUUGAACUCACUAUAAGUUAAGUAUUAAGAACCAGGUGCCAUUUCUCUCAAGGUUUCCUUUUACAUUCCAGGACACUUGUGGUUAUCUUCAGGGAUAGGAUUGGGACACUGUAUGUAUGACAGUUGUUUUUCGGUAAUAAAAACCACUUGGGCUGUUGCUUAUUUCUCAGGUUUUGUGGCAGUUAACUAAGUAACAAAGAGAUACGACUGUCUAGAAGUGGAGCCGAAUCAUUAGGCUCACCCUUCCGUGACCAGGGUGGUCUCUCAGUGUCACGUACCCAUUUGCUGGAGUUUGUCCAUUGCUUCCUGAGCAUCUACCAGCUUUGUGGAAGGAGGGCCCAAGUACUUGUCCAUGAAUGACUAUGAGCAGUGUUACAGAAUGGAUAUGAAUGGCACCAGGACUGCACCAUCAACUCUAAUUAGAACCCUGUGCCUCUAGGGAGGGUUGGUUCUGGGACUGCAAAGGAAUCUGAAGUAGAGGUGGGUUGGGUGGUCACCCAGAGAAUGCCAAGUACUCAAAGGGCAGGAGUCAAGCUAGAAAAUUGUGUCUACAUUUUCUUAGAAAGUGGAUCUAUUUUCAUUGAAUUAAAAAAAAUUCUUAUACUAUA
This is a messenger RNA of Mesocricetus auratus (golden hamster), 2827 nucleotides long. RefSeq names its product histone H4 transcription factor (gene Hinfp). Gene Ontology annotation, molecular function: RNA polymerase II cis-regulatory region sequence-specific DNA binding; DNA-binding transcription factor activity, RNA polymerase II-specific. The transcript has 10 exons. Gene Ontology annotation, biological process: regulation of transcription by RNA polymerase II; anatomical structure development. The coding region runs from base 367 to 1890 and encodes 507 amino acids. The record is from RefSeq and is a predicted model, not a curated record. NCBI's taxonomy places the organism in Eukaryota, Metazoa, Chordata, Mammalia, Rodentia, Cricetidae.